Impatiens glandulifera is the source of this 1030-nucleotide messenger RNA. Its product is annotated as probable protein S-acyltransferase 5. Bases 20 to 1030 code for a protein of 336 amino acids. Gene Ontology annotation, molecular function: protein-cysteine S-palmitoyltransferase activity. NCBI's taxonomy places the organism in Eukaryota, Viridiplantae, Streptophyta, Magnoliopsida, Ericales, Balsaminaceae. Gene Ontology annotation, biological process: peptidyl-L-cysteine S-palmitoylation; protein targeting to membrane. The transcript is spliced from 5 exons. Gene Ontology annotation, cellular component: Golgi apparatus; endoplasmic reticulum. The record is from RefSeq and is a predicted model, not a curated record.
CAUCAAUAAUCUCAUAAAAAUGCCCGCCAACUGUUCGACGAAAGUUCAAAACCAAAACCACAACUCCACCCAAGUAAAAACAAGAAUCUCCCCUCAAUCUGAGACUUCAACAACGUCUUCAUCAAACAUAAAGACCCGUUUUCUGUCUCUGAUUCAACCCAUUCUCCAGUCUCCUAAUUUCCUAAAACGUCUUCUCCAUGAACACCAUUCUGCAGAAAGCACCACUAAAGUUUACCAAAUUUGGCCGGGAAACAAUGUAUUCUUCUUUGGUGGACGAAUGAUCUGUGGCCCUGAUCCGAAAGGACUGAUCUUUACUACAAUUUCAAUUAUCCUCUCUAGUUGGACAUUCUGUCUUUAUAUAGCCCGGGACUUGCCCAAACAUUCCACCCUCAUAGUCAAUGUUUCGUUUCUCUUGACAAUAACAGUUCUACUGAACUUAAUCAUGGUUAGCAUGAUCGACCCGGGUAUUAUUCCAAGACACGAAACGGGGAUUAGAGGUCGAAAUAGAAGAAAGAGAUUGAAGUAUUGCAGGACAUGCAAGAUUUAUCGUCCACCAAGAAGUUGCCAUUGUGCCAUAUGCAACAAUUGUGUCGAGAAAUUCGAUCAUCACUGUCCAUGGCUUAGCCAAUGCAUUGGAUUGAGAAAUUAUCGGUUUUAUCUGACAUUCUUGAUCCAAGCCUUGAUUUUGUUUGUGUAUAUAUGCGGUAUCUCAUUCUGGAAGAUUCAGAGGAGGGUAUUUAAAGAUGGGGAUGGAUUGUUUACCCUUUUAAAAAAUCAACCGGAAACUAUGGCAUUAGCUUUGUUGAGUUCAAUUGCGGUUGCAUUUCUUGGUGGUUUAUCAUGUUAUCAUGUCUAUCUGGUCAUUAUAAAUCAGACAUUUUACGAGAAUUUCAGACAAAAGUAUUUGGGAUCUCAGAAUCCUUACGAUAAAGGAAUCUUGUUGAACAUGAAGGAGGUGUUAUUUGCUCCGUUCCUUCAGCCUUCUCAAAUCAACUUUAGAGCAGAGGUCUCUGUUUCUUCUUCAGAAUAG